Molecule: messenger RNA, 2304 nt
Organism: Microthlaspi erraticum
Lineage: Eukaryota; Viridiplantae; Streptophyta; Magnoliopsida; Brassicales; Brassicaceae
Source: the annotation of a GenBank genome assembly
AUGGGCUCUCAAGUCUCAUGGUGGCCUUUUUUGGUGAUGGUUGCUGUGUUGGUUCUCAACGUGGAGUUCAGCAUUGCGGACGGAGGUGCCGAUGAAGACACCAAGGUCCAUAUAGUAUUCCUAGGUGAAGUAGAGCAUAAUGACCCGAAGCUUGUAACGGCCUCACAUAUCAAGAUGUUGGAAUCCGUACUCGGAAGCAAAAAAGAAGCGAGGGAGUCCAUAGUUCAUAGCUAUCGGCAUGGUUUCUCGGGCUUUGCUGCCCAUCUUACUGAUGCCCAAGCGAAAACACUGUCUGAGCAUCCGGAUGUAGUUAGAAUGUCCCAAGAUACUUACUUCAAGCCACAAACAACAAGGGCAAUGGACUACUUGGGGCUUUCUCAAAGCUUACCAAAAGGGCUUCUCAAUGAUGCCAAGAUGGGUGAGGACGUCAUCAUCGGUGUCUUGGACUCAGGUGUGUGGCCAGAGUCGCUGUCGUUCAGGGAUGAAGGGUUAGGACCGAUCCCGGCAAGAUGGAAAGGGCAGUGCGUGGAUGGUCCUGAAUGGGACUCGAAGAAGCAUUGCAAUAAAAAGCUGAUAGGAGCGAGGUAUUACACGGAAAGCUUCUUCAAGUACAACAAAACAGACAGCAGAAUAUCGGAAUAUGAGUACGUGUCGGCCAGGGAAGGCAGUGCACACGGGUCACACACGGCCAGCACAGCGGCGGGGUCGUUCGUGGCAAAUGUAAGUGACAACGGCUUGGGAGUUGGAAAAGCUAGAGGAGCAGCGCCUCGGGCUCGUAUCGCCAUGUACAAAGUGUGUUGGCAGAAAUCAGGUGAGCCGGCUUGCUCGGUCGCGGACAUAACAAAAGCCAUGGACGAUGCCGUGGCGGACGGCGUGGACGUGAUUUCCAUCUCCUUAGGAAGGCCGAACCCUGUGCAGACGGAAGUCGAGGAUUAUAAUGAGAUCGCCUAUGGAGCCUUCUACGCCGUCUCCAAGGGGAUUACAGUGGUCACCGCCGGUGGAAACUUCGGCCCACAUUCUAACACAGUCCAGAACAUUGCUCCGUGGAUCAUAACCGUGGCUGCCAGUGGCCUUGACCGUUGGCAUCCCACACCCGUGACACUAGGCAACGGUGUGACCCUUUUGGCAAGGACCCAACACACUAGCGGGGAAAUCCAAGGGGAUCUAGUGUUCAUAUAUUCUCCUCAAGAUCUAUCGCCUGGCCUGGAUGGCAAAGUGGUGCUAGCUUUCUCAUCCAAGGAGCAUCAGCCAGACGCAUUUACAUCGCACUUUCUUUACGGCGGUCUCACUGAAGCCAAGGCUCUAAUUCUUGUUAUGCCAAAUGACGAUACUAUGCCAGACACACAGGCUGAACGACCCGUAGUCUCCGUCGACUUUGAACUUGGAACUACUAUUUACAACUACAUGAAGAACACCCGCUCCCCAACCGUAAAAAUAAGCAAUGCACGGGAAAUCACCGGGCCAAUUGUAUCCACUAGGAUUGCUAAGUUCUCAGGCAGAGGACCCAAUUCCGUAAAUCCAUACGUUCUCAAGCCCGAUAUCGCAGCACCAGGCAUUGGCAUAGUGGCAGCUGCAACCCCGAACAGAAUGAACGGUGCCUCUGGAUAUAUGGCACAGAGUGGAACUUCAAUGGCAGCACCUAUCAUUGCCGGAAUCGCUGCACUCCUCCGAUCUGUCCAUCCUGACUGGUCUCCUACCGCCAUUAAAUCAGCUAUCAUCACUACUGGUACCAAGACGGAUCCCUACGGAGAACCAAUCUUUGCUGAAGGUUUAUCACGGAAAUUAGCUGACCCAUUUGACUUUGGAGGAGGAUUGGUGAGGCCUGACAAAGCAGCAGACCCCGGUCUUGUCUACGACGCUAACAUGGAAGACUACAAACGUUUCCUAUGUGCUUCCAGCUACAACGAGGCCCAGAUCAAUAGAUUAACAAGGACGCAGUCCAAAUGCUCCAGCCCAAGGCCCUCCCUCCUCGAGCUCAAUUUGCCUUCCAUCACCCUUCCGUUCCUCAAGGAAGACGUGACUGUCACUAGAACCGUCACCAACGUAGGACCUGUCAACUCCAACUUCAAACUCAUCCUUGAGUCUCCUUUGGGUGUCCAUGUCACUGUCUCACCUAAGAAACUUCACUUUAACUCCACUCACAAGAAACUCAGCUUCAACGUCACUUUCCACACUACUCACAAAGCCAAUACUAUGUAUUAUUUUGGGAGCUUGACUUGGGCUGAUCACCGUCGUCAUGUCAAUGUCACCAUCCCAUUAUCUGUCAGGACACAGAUGCUCAUGAAUUUCGACAACAGCAGUUAA